CCCGUUCGGCGCAUUGGAUUCGCGGGCGCGUCAGGCUCGUUCGAAGAGGCGUCUGAAGCUGACGAGUCGCCGAAGUGUACCGGAGCUUCUCUUUGGGAAAGUCGCAAUCGACGCUCGGCGGCUCGGCUCUGAGCUCGUACUUUUCUCCUCCCGGGUAUACCGUGCCGAUGAACGAAUUUGAAAAAGCGCUAGCGAGUGACUUUGUGACGCCGCCCAACUGUCCUUCUAUCAACGGCGCAGAGCAAAUGAUGUACAGAAAAAAAAAAAAAAAACGCGUUUUUUAUAUUUUGUUGGCUAUGUUUCACCUCAACACAAAGUGAAUCGCGGCUGUACGUCGGUUGACUCAUUAUUGUGCCUAGAUUGUAACGGAACCUUUUUGGUGUGAUCUUAUUCUGAUAUCGUUAUAUCUCGCCUUUUCAUCUUGGCUGCACACCUCUAGACGACAUUCUACACAUUGCACUCCUUGUCGAAAUGUCGCUGGUGCUUGAGACUAAUUGGAAGUCACUGUUUGCUCACUCCUUGGUGCACACAUUUUAUGUUCAACAUCAGUUAUCUGAAGGAGGCUCCAUGAAACCCUGGAAUUUGUUUAGAGGUACCUCUACAUACUGUGUUAGAGUGCUGUUUUGUGCGUUGUAGGUUCGCACAAAACCAAAUUGCACCUUGUAAUAUACCCUUUGACUGUUUACUACAAUUAAAGUUGCAAUGAAACAUUGGCCACGAGAGGUGACUCGGCCAAAGUGGCCAACAAAUUCCUCACAUAGUUUUCUCCAUGGGUCAUUUUGGAUGUUGACAAAUUUUCUUGUGAAUAAUGAGUGUUAUGCACAUAUGUUUCUUCUACUUUUCAGACAGGUACUUCAGUUAGAUAAACCCCAGCAAAAGCAGCAAGAGAGUCUCGUAGGGUCACACCAAGGAUAAUGGCAUUCCUGCUCGAGUCCCGGGUCUUCUCACCGAACUUCACUGAGCAUAAUGGCGGUCGGCGGAGAAAGAAGUCACGAGCUGGCGCGAGACAGUGCGUGCUGAGCGAGGCUGGAGCUGGGCAGGAACAUCGGAGCCGGGCUGCCUGGCUUGGAGCGGUCCACCAGCGAGGUUCAAACCGGACCGGUAGAAGCGGCGAGUCCUGGCCAUCUAGCCUAGGCCACGACGAUCCCGGGGUGGUUCCGCAGCGAGACUCGGGCAGUGAUAGCCCGGGACAGCCAGCCUACGCAGCGCUGGCAUGGGAAGGACGAUCCGCAGGCCUGGACACUGACUGUGAGCUCUGAUCGACGGACGACAACAAGGGUCGGCAUGCCUGGACUGCUGGCUCUGAACGACGGGCAACCGUGAGGAUAUGUGCAGGUAUUCUUCGCAACAAAUGGCUGCCAAUCAUGAACACGAGUUUGUUCUCGGCCACCAAGAGCAAGUAUUUUCAAGGUCUUGGUGGCAAGCACCAGCCAAUCAAGGCCAGAAGUUUGCUCUUUGCCGCUCAUCGCAAGUGUUUUCAAGUUUCCACGGCCCACAAGCCAGCAGGCGCCAGUUCAUUCUUGUUCAAAGUUUGUCCCAGUUUCCACGGCCUACAAGCAAGCAAGCACCAGUUCGUUUUUCCUCAAAGUUUCUACAUGGCUACAGCUAGCAGGUGCUGCUUUCAUUAAAAGUAAAUGCCAGAUCCUCCAGUUCAGGAAUAUGUUAAAUAUAUUUGGUAUGGAUAA
Ixodes scapularis (black-legged tick) is the source of this 1685-nucleotide messenger RNA. RefSeq lists its product as uncharacterized. Lineage: Eukaryota; Metazoa; Arthropoda; Arachnida; Ixodida; Ixodidae. The record is from RefSeq and is a predicted model, not a curated record. The transcript is spliced from 8 exons. The coding region runs from base 1365 to 1628 and encodes 87 amino acids.